Molecule: messenger RNA, 555 nt
Organism: Rotaria sp. Silwood1
Lineage: Eukaryota; Metazoa; Rotifera; Eurotatoria; Philodinida; Philodinidae
Source: the annotation of a GenBank genome assembly
AUGUGCUUCAAUUUAGAUGCGAACAAUAAUGAUGAUUUUUCAGCUGUACUGCCGCCGACAACAACACUAGGUGAAUAUUCUACAUCAGCAUCUCACAUCGUACACAAAUCGAACAAAAAGCAUGAUAAGUGUUUCAACCACAAACGAUAUAAACAAUCUCAACAUGAAACAUCAGUCACGUUAUUUGUACCAUUUAACAAUACAGACAGUGAAUCUAAAGACAAUGCAGACGAAUCAUCUGCUAAUAGUCAACAUCAUGUUGAUACUAAUCAAUUAUUACAAGAUCAAACACCUAAGUUUGCUGGUCAUGAAGUAAUAGAAAACAAGAAGUUAAAAAGUACAUCAGCCAAAUCGUCAUCUUCAUCUGAUCAACAGCUAAUGGCUUGCCUGAGUAAAUUUGAAUCUCAAUAUUUGGGACCUCUUCUUGUUGGACAAGAACGGAUCGAAACGAUGGUAAAAGGUUUAUUUGCUAAUCACAAGAAAAUUCAAAACAUCUUACGAAAACAAAAGGCAAUUGAUUACUUGUCCAUUGAUCCAGGAUGUUACUUUACUUAA